Messenger RNA from Cicer arietinum (chickpea), 931 nucleotides. RefSeq lists its product as uncharacterized. NCBI's taxonomy places the organism in Eukaryota, Viridiplantae, Streptophyta, Magnoliopsida, Fabales, Fabaceae. The record is from RefSeq and is a predicted model, not a curated record.
AAACGACGUCGCAGGCAUCACCGUCACUCUUACGAUUCUGAUUCUUAUUCAUCAUCCUCCCUCUCUGACCACUCCAGAAGUGAGAGUUCUUCUGAUAGCGAGCAAGAAACAUCUCAUCGUUCAAAGAGGCACAAAAAAAGAAGUGAGAGUUCUUCUGAUAGCGAGCAAGAAACAUCUCAUCGUUCAAAGAGGCACAAAAAAAGAAGUGAGAGUUCUUCUGAUAGCGAGCAAGAAACAUCUCAUCGUUCAAAGAGGCACAAAAAAAGCGAUAGACCGAAGAAGAAUAAGGAAAAGGAGCGAAGUAGAAGCCAUCGCCAUAAGCGGAAGAAGCAUAAUCUAAAAGAGAAGCAGAACGAUGAGAGGAGCAGCAGCCCUGUGCAGCUUUCCAAGUUUUUAGGGCGCGACAAAGAUGACGGUGUUCGCCGUAGUGCUGUAUCUGGCAAGAAGAUUCUUCUCAAACUUGAUAAAACAAAGGAAGAUAAGGUGGCUGAGAGCAAGAGAAAUGAACUGCUUAACUUUUUAAAUGCUAGUUUUGAUUAGCAUUGAGAAGGUAUGGAUUUGUUAGUGUACAACUAAGUAUGCAGAGAGCCAAGUUUACGUUCUUAGGUGCUUAAUUAUUUUGCUAUUGUGAGAAGCAAUCUAGGGGGGGUGGAUGAUUGUACGUACAUCUGAGACACUGAGAUUGAGUUUGUUCAACAUGUAUUUUUAUGAUCAGUCGAUUCCCGUUUGUGGAUUGGUGGUGGCCUUUUGUAGGAUGACAAGAUUUUGACCGGCCAUAUUCGAUACUUGAUAUUUUGGGAUAAGCCAAUCAUUGUGUUAUGUGCCAAACAUAUUUUUAUAGUUUUACCCUCUAUUGUUAUUUUGGGUUCAUAUGUGAUUGAAUUAUCAAAUUUGAAUUGAACUACAUAGGCAUAAGGAUUUUAGGUUUCAA